Trichomonas vaginalis G3 is the source of this 1482-nucleotide messenger RNA. Its product is annotated as molybdenum cofactor sulfurtransferase protein. The transcript has a single exon. The coding region runs from base 1 to 1482 and encodes 493 amino acids. The record is from RefSeq and is a predicted model, not a curated record. Lineage: Eukaryota; Parabasalia; Trichomonadida; Trichomonadidae.
AUGCGCUUUUGGAGUCUUUGGCUUCUUUUGCUCCUUUCUUUGGCAUUUGAUGCUGUUUUAGCCUAUUUCUUGCUACAGAAUGGAUCCCAUGAGAUUGAAUGGGUAACUAAUUUAAAGAAUAACUACGGAUAUGAAGGUAAACUUAGCAGAAUUCGUAGAACAGAUAUGCUUCAACUUAAUGGUUCUACAUAUCUUGACUAUACAGGCAGUGGUCUCUACCGUACAUCACAAAUUCGUGAUAUUAUGGCAACCCUUCAACAAAACUUAUUUGCUAACCCUCACUCUGAGUCUCCAGCUUCUUCAUUUACAACAGAUCUUGUUGAAGAAGUCAGAGAAGAAGUUUUGAAGUUUGUUGGCGCAAAUGCAAAUGAAUACUCAGUAAUCUUCACAGCGUCUGCAACAUCAUCACUCAAACUUCUUGCAGAGUCAUUCCCAUGGUCGAACGAGUCCCUCUAUCUUUACACAAGAGAUAAUCAUAACUCAGUUUUAGGAGUUCGCCGCUGGGCAAGGCACUUUGGAGGAAACUUCAAGGCGGUCGAUCCAUCAGACCUUGAAGGCGAUGGAAAAACCCUUACAUCCUCAAACGAUGGCCCUUAUAACUUAUUUGCUUUUCCAGCUGAAGAGAACUUCGCCGGAAAGAAGUACGAUCUCAACCUCAUUCAGAAAUUCAGAACAACAGACUACGGAAACAAGUUCGCCAAAGGAAAAUGGUUUGUUUUACUUGAUGCCGCCGCAUAUCUCCCAACAAACCGCUUAAACCUCAAGAAGACACAAGCAGAUUUCGUUGUCAUGAGUUUCUACAAGAUCUUCGGCUAUCCAAACCUCGGAGCUCUCAUUGUAAGAAAUGAUGCCCUUAAAUAUCUCGAGAAACGCGAUUUCUCAGGCGGCACAGUUGUUAUUGCAACAUGUGGUACAGACUACGUUCUCUUCCAGCCACGUACUUGCGCCAAAUUCGAAGAUGGAACAAUUCCAUUUUUAUCUAUCAUUGCUUUGAAGGAAGGCUUCAAGAAACUUAACGAGCUUGGCAUUGACAACAUCAACAAGCACGUAUGGGCUCUUACAAGAGAACUCUACACCAGAUUAUCCAGAUUAAGACAUAAAUCUACAGGAAGGCCAGUAGUUAAGAUCUACGGUAACCACAUGAAGAACAAUGACAAGUUACAGGGUGGUAUUCUCGCUGUUAACUUCUUGAAUCAGACAGGCGGAUUCGUCGGAUACAAUGAAGUCAUGAAGAAGUCCGCCAAAGCUAACAUCAACCUCCGUGUUGGAUGCUUCUGCAAUCCAGGUGCAUGCACAGCUGCCGCUGGACUCCAGGACGACCAAGUAAUGCAGUAUUUCAGCAAAAAGACUUCUUGCCACGACGCUAUUGAUAUUGUUGAUGGUGUUCCCCUUGGUGCAGUAAGAAUCUCACUCGGUGCAUAUACAACUAUCGAAGAUGUCGUUAAAAUAGAACAAUUCGUAAUUGAUAACUUCGUCCAUUAA